CACGGAGCGGGAGAAGGCGACGGCGCAGCGGUAGUGGCUCCGAAUCGUUUGUUGAAUGGGGACUCGCGGCUCGGCCGAUUUCAACACUCGUCGCAACCAGUCGUAUCGCGCGCCUCCAGUGCUCCGCAUCUCCUCGCCGCUACGUUGCGCAAAGCGCCGUCCCGACACGUGCUUUUGUUUACCUCUCGCCACCGAGUCUUCUCCGCGCUCAGUUCUGUGAUCCGAAAAUGUUUCUGUGACGGGUGUGAAUUUCGCCUUUGGAGUAGCUCGAAAGCGGAGUAAAAAUGGACUCGCCGCAGAUGUACGACACGCCCGCGCAAACGGCCGCCACGAACGGCACCAACGGGACGGGCAACGGGAGUCUGACGGCCCAGGAGAUCGUCAACAUGAAGAACCACCAGAAGAACAUCAACCUCCACCAGCUGAAGCGAUACAACGACCUGGCCGACUUGAACACGCCGGAAAUUUCGUUGGAUCUACAGAACCUGAUCGACGAUAGUCAGUUCAACGAGGGCCUCUUCACCGAGAUCCUAAACCAAGGGAAUUCGAGACAAUUGCAGAUUAGUAAAACCCACGUGCAGCAACAGUUCCAAACGAGUCGGGGGCCCCAGUCAACGACGGCCCUCCACUACCUACCCCAGCCCGUCCACUACGAGGCGGCCACCCCCGGGACGGGGGGACACAUCAAGGAGGAGCCCCCGGAGACCCCCGAAUUCAGGAACGUGGUCCCUUCGGCGAACCCUGCCUACUCGGUCGUCAACGGGACGGCGCCGCAGUUCACGCCCGCCGGGGUCAAUCACCUGAACCUCAAACACCACCAUCACCACAGUCACCGGAAAAGCUCCAAGUCGGUGGAUAAGAACACGGACGAGUACAAGAGGCGGCGGGAGAGGAAUAACAUAGCCGUCCGGAAGUCCAGGGAGAAGGCCAAGAUCCGCUCCCGGGAGACGGAGGAAAAAGUUAAAAUUCUAGUGAAAGAAAACGAACGCUUGCAGAAGCGAAUCGAACUCUUAACCGAGGAAUUAAACGUUCUAAGAUCUUUAUUUACCAAUGUAGGAGUGUUACCAGAACAUCUACACCGGGAGCUGAACAAACAUUUCGAUACCUAUCCUCACCACGGUGUUCAGUAGUAUCCGCAAGUGAUCCUUCUCCUCAACCAUUUGUGCUUGUGAUCGUUGUUUUUUCUCUCCCUUUUUUACUAUUUAAAUGUAAUUUGAAACUGAUUUUGAAAUUAUUUUUUUGAAUUGUUACGGAUACCAGUCAUUUCCUGUUUUGUUUUCCGUUUCCUCUUUCCGGGACCGAAGAUUUUGAGACGUGCAUGUGAAAGUGCUCGGUGACACGAUGGAUAUGUAAACGGAUGUGUGCUCGCGCGCGUUUCCUGGCCGUCGUUAUGUCUGUCUCUUGGAUUAUUCAUGGAUUUUUGGACCCGAUCGCAGCUUCUCCGCUCGGAAAAACCGUAAAUUUACACUCAUUUUACUCUCUGUCAAGCCUUAUCAAUCUAUCCUCUUCACUCCUUCCUCUCUGACUCGAUUAAAUGUUAAAAAUUGAAAUUCCUUUUUUCUAGAUGAUCUCGCUUCAGUUCUGGUGUACUAAGUGGGAUGUUUUUGGCCGGAAGUUAGCUCCGAUUGUACUCUUGAUCAACUUUUCCCCCGAUCCCUUUAAUUUAGCUUUAAACUAGGAGUAAUACAAGUACUUAACAUGUUACUUUCAUUAAGUCAUUUUUUUUAAGUCUAGGUUAGGGUGGGGAAACUUUAUUUUUUGUACAAUAAUUGGAAGGAAAUCCAAGAGGAAUAGCUUCCACUCAAGACUCGGUGUAAUUUUCCCUCCUAAUUAAGUUGGAUUUUAAUUCUGUAAUCCGGGAUUCUACGAUUGUCAUUAAAGUGAGAAACGAAUUUACCAUUCAAAAAUCAAUUAAGGGGACAUAUUUUUCUUUCCAUUGUUACCGUUUCUAUCAUUUUUUAAAACAUUUUCUGUAGAGAAGUAUUUUUCAGCGGUUCCGUACAGAUAAUGUCUCGUAAAAUUUCAAGCGUUAGUGUUCCUACUUCCACAAACCGGUUCAGCUUAAAUUCUGCGUUCGGUUUGGCAACUAGGCUACAUGCACGAAUCAACUUUUGGUUCUUCUUCAGCUAUAAGACCUACAUUCAGAAUGCCUCUGAAUCUGAGGCGAAUACUUACAGAGCUAACUUUAUGCCCGAAAAAAGCAUAUUUUCAGUUUUAAGUUUUUUUCUAAAAAUAACACCGUUCGAAGCUACUCCUUCCCAUAGAGAUUAGAAAUGAAGAUGAGUUGUUUGAAAUUUGUGGCAGUAGUUCAGUUGGAACUAGUCGAAAUUUGGCUUACAACCAAUUUUCGAAGUUACAAUUGCCACAAAUCAUGUGAGGAUGUGUG
Molecule: messenger RNA, 2386 nt
Organism: Bemisia tabaci
Lineage: Eukaryota; Metazoa; Arthropoda; Insecta; Hemiptera; Aleyrodidae
Gene: slbo
Product: slow border cells
Biological process (GO): regulation of transcription by RNA polymerase II; DNA-templated transcription
Molecular function (GO): RNA polymerase II cis-regulatory region sequence-specific DNA binding; DNA-binding transcription factor activity, RNA polymerase II-specific
Source: RefSeq, a predicted model, not a curated record